CAUGGGCGGCGGGGCGGCGCGGCCCCGCUGAGCCCCGGACACCCCCGUUCCCCCGGGAACUCGGCUCCGCUGCAUCCCGGCUCCUCCGAUAACCCGGUACUCGGGCAGCCCCGCAGCUCGGUUCCACGGCACCCCGCAGCCCGGACGCCCCCGGCAGCCCGGACACCCCCGGCAGCCCGGACACCCCCGGCAGCCCGCGAACUCGGCUCCGCUGACCCCGACUCCCCGACAGCCCGGUGCUCCGGCGCCCCGGGAACUCGCACCCGCAGCACCGCAGCUUCCCGGCACCAAGUGCUCCGGUUCACUCUUAGCCCGGUCCCGCGGGCUCCCCCAUAGCUCAGCACCCCCAUCUCCCUCGGUACCCCAGAACUCCAUCUCCCCGUUAGCCCCGGUUCUCACCGCUCCCCCGACCGCCGGGCUCCCCCGGGACCGCGGCCAUGGCGUUCAUGGUGAAGAGCAUGGUGGGGGGGCAGCUGAAGAACCUGACGGGUGGUCUGGGGGGCGAGGAGAAGAGCGAGAGCGAGAAGUCCCCGGCCGAGGCGCAGGGCAUGACCCGCGAGGAGUACGAGGAAUAUCAGCGGCAGCUGGUGGAGGAGAAGAUGGAGAGAGACGCCCAGUUUGCCCAGCGCAAGGCGGAGAGGGCCACGUUCAGGUCCCACUUCCGAGACAAGUACAGGCUCCCCAAGAAUGAAACGGAUGACAACCAGAUCCAGCUGGUGGGAGGCGACGUGGAGCUGCCCAAAGAGCUGGCCAAGAUGAUCGAGCAGGACAACGAGGAGGAGGAAGAGAAGAACUCGGUUAUCGGCCAGCUCAGCAACAUCCAGAACCUGGACCUUGACUCCUUGAAAGACAAAGCUUCGGCCACACUAGAGGACCUGAAGCAAUCGGCUGAGAAAUGCGUGGUGAUGUGAGGCGGCUGAAUGCCUCCUCCCCAUCAACAUGACGGUGGGGCAGAAGGGAGGGCUUGCAGCGAAGGGUCUGGCGGUGGCUGUUGCCUGCAGCGGGGACCCCACUGAUGUUGUCACCCUUGCCUUGUGUGAGUCGGGUCCUCCUUCUGAGCCGUGUGAGCCUCAAGUCCCUGACCCAAACGUCCCUGAUGUGUGGUUUUUGUUUUGUUCUCUGGUCUGAGGUUAGAGCAAAGAGCCAGCAUGUCCCCUCCAUACCCCAACGCCUCCUCCUGUGCCCGUGGCAGUGUGUCUUUAGCGAGAGCUGGGUGGGUUGUAGGGAAGGGAAGCCCUGAGUGACCUCGGAGUGUUACUGAACCACAUCAGUGCGGGAAGGCAAAGGCUUUCCAGCAGCGCUGUGGCCAUACACCGUGUCUCUGCCUACACACUUCAUCCAAGCCUCCUAGAAAUGACAGAGAGGCUCCAAAUUUCUUUGCAAGAAUGAGGCACAAUGUGAAAUACCUCUCCCCUCCCACCUCAGCCUGCAUCCCUUACCCGUCACACAAAAAAUGACAUCUCAUCCAUGCAAGAAAUACCAACUGCUUUUUCCUUGAGGAUCCCCCCCAAAGGAGCCAGCUGGGAAGGAUCCCAUUUUGCCCAGCAGGAAGGGGGGUGUUGAGGACAAGAGGGAUAAAACCUGAAUUAAUGCCAGAGAGGAAUAAACCCCCUCCUCAGUGCUCAUCUGAACCCACACCAGCCCUUCCCCAGAGUGGCAGUGGCACACCCUCCCUCUCCCGGGGUGGGAUCCACUCGUGUCCUUGUUCCUCCCAGGAGAACAAAGUGAUAAGGGAAAAUCUCCUCCUUUUCUGCUGUGCUGUAGUUGUGCGCUGUGCUCAGCUGAGUGUCUCUCCACCUCCUAUGCUGUCCCCGUGCCAUGGUACUGUUUAACCGAUGGAAUAAAUACCAGGAGAUGUCUAUGCAUCUA
Molecule: messenger RNA, 1869 nt
Organism: Athene cunicularia (burrowing owl)
Lineage: Eukaryota; Metazoa; Chordata; Aves; Strigiformes; Strigidae
Gene: CPLX3
Product: complexin 3
Exons: 3
Coding region: 438-911 (157 amino acids)
Biological process (GO): neurotransmitter transport; synaptic vesicle exocytosis; regulation of neurotransmitter secretion
Cellular component (GO): SNARE complex; terminal bouton
Molecular function (GO): syntaxin binding
Source: RefSeq, a predicted model, not a curated record